AUGGGUAAAUUUAUCUUGUGUGCCUGGCCGUCACUUAAUAUAGAAGACAACGAAGGAAAACCAUUCAAUCGACUCGAUGACGAAGAAAUUGUUGCCCAGUUAGAAGGAUACUCAACCAAUUUGAGCUGGAAAAUGGCCGAAUGUUCCGUAGGUGACUCAGGAAGCGCACAUGCAGGAUCAACCAACUCGAAUAUAACGGAGAUGACCUGCUUGCAACAAUCGAUAUUCAAACUCAAGUUCAUAACCGAGACACCUUCGGUACUACGUAGAACCUUUCGUGCAAGACGCCAGCCGGAAAGAGAAAAACUGAACGUGAAGGGCAAACGCAUUGGAAUGGAACAAGCCUGCCGACUGGAGACAUACCGACAUAUACAUAUUGACGAGAUUGGGUCAAAGUCUUUACUGCAGUUCAAAAACAAUCAAGUCAACGGACUCGCUCAUAACAUACCCAAUGUCCCUGCAGCACACAAGUGCAUAAGAAAUUGCUGGCAGACUGCAAAGGACCGAGGUCUGCAAUAUCCAUCGCUACUUGAUGCGAAUGAAGACGUUCUUGUUCCUGCGGGAGUUGCACGCUUCGAUGACAUGGAGGACUUGUACCGAAGUCAGGCGAAUGAUGUAUAUACAACAGCUAAGUUGACGAUGAAGGCCGUUCAAACUGACAUUUUGGAGAAGCAGGAGGUGAACGCAUCAUUAAUGGUACUCUUGGAGCAGAAUCAGUAUGCGCUUUCGAUGAGGGACGAUCAGACAUUCAAACCGCGAGAUCAAUGUAACGAUACAAUUGCAAACGUGCUGAGAAAUAUACAGCACAUUGAAACAGCUACGUCUGGCACUCAAAACUUCCUAUGCAUUAUUCGGGAGUUAUUUUGGAAACAACUGAAUAUCAAAAGUAAGACGAAAAGUACAAAGACAAAUGACCCUAUGUCAAAACUGUAUACGACAAUAGAUCAUCCAAUAUUGGGAAUCGUGUGUGACUUGCUACCACGAUGGUUAAAACUAUGGUGGAGCGAGGCCAAAGAAAGUGCCACUGAUGCUCAGAUACAAUCAAACAGUAAGAAGAUGAGUACCAACUGCUACGGAGGACUUACAGAGAAAACAUUUCUCUCGAGUGUUCACACUUUGCGAUCAAUGGGGAGUCAGAUUAAAUACAUGUUGACUGAGCUGGGUAUGGAUUUCAUUCUGCCGGGUGAGAUCUGCAUUGAUAGGAUUUAA
Sphaeroforma arctica JP610 is the source of this 1209-nucleotide messenger RNA. RefSeq lists its product as hypothetical. The transcript is spliced from 4 exons. The record is from RefSeq and is a predicted model, not a curated record. NCBI's taxonomy places the organism in Eukaryota, Ichthyosporea, Ichthyophonida. Bases 1 to 1209 code for a protein of 402 amino acids.